GCUCCUCGGACGCACGACAACACACCAACUGAAGUGGAAAGCGGCUCCUGUUCUGCUCCUUAUCCCAUUUCGGACGCUCCGUACAAGGCGGUCCGGCUUCAGACUGCUGCAGGACUGAAUCAAAGGGAAGAAGACAGUUAAGAAGACUGUCUCGCCUCUGGCUUGUGCGUUAAGUUUGCCUGCGUUUAUUUUUUUUCCUUCUUUAUUUUUUGGCUCUUUAUGCCAGCGAAUUAGUAUUCAACUUUGUGUUGUUUAUAGGUGGAAAGGUGGAAAGCAACAAUUUGUGUUUACCAUCUCGAAGACUAAAUUUAACUCAUGACGGCAGAGGUCCAGCAGCCCCCAGCGCAGACUCCUGCCCAGAGCAGCCCGAUGUCUGCUCCGGAGAAGCCGCACGGACAGACGGCGGUGAUGGAAACCGCCUCCUCCACUACGAAAACCAAAAAGACAAACGCGGGGAUCCGUCGGCCAGAGAAACCCCCAUAUUCAUACAUAGCUUUAAUAGUCAUGGCUAUCCAGAGUUCUCCAACUAAGCGCCUGACGCUCAGUGAAAUAUACCAGUUCCUUCAGAGCCGCUUCCCGUUUUUCAGGGGCUCUUACCAGGGAUGGAAGAACUCCGUGCGUCACAACUUGUCCCUGAACGAGUGCUUCAUUAAGCUGCCCAAGGGCCUCGGCCGGCCAGGGAAGGGCCACUACUGGACUAUCGACCCGGCUAGUGAGUUUAUGUUCGAGGAAGGCUCCUUCAGAAGGAGACCCAGGGGUUUUAGGCGCAAGUGUCAGGCCCUAAAGCCCAUGUACAGCAUGAUGAACGGCCUGGGAUUCAACCACAUCCCUGAGUCCUACAAUUUCCAGGGGAGCGGCGGGGGCCUAUCCUGUGCGCCCAACAGCUUGUCUCUGGACAGUGGGAUUGGGAUGAUGAAUGGACACUUGGCAGGUAACAUGGAGGGGAUGGGUCUGUCCGGACACUCCAUGUCACACUUGUCGACCAACAGUGGACAUUCCUACAUGGGAAGUUGUACAGGAUCCACGGGGAGUGAGUAUGGCCACCACGACAAUUCCGCCUCCCCUUUGCUCACCAGUGGGGGAGUCAUGGAGCCUCACCCUGUCUACUCGAGCUCAGCCUCGGCGUGGGCUCCAGCCCCCACGGCCUCAUUGAAUAACGGGGCCUCCUACAUUAAGCAGCAGCCUCUGUCUCCUUGUAAUCCAGGGGCCAACCCGCUGCAGCCAAGCUUGCCUACACAUUCCCUAGAUCAACCUUACCUGCACCAGAACGGACACAGUACCACAGAUUUACAAGGUAUUCCUCGGUACCAUUCCCAGUCUCCCAGCAUGUGCGACCGAAAGGAGUUUGUCUUCUCGUUCAACGCCAUGACGUCCUCAGCGAUGCACUCACCGGGCAGCGGCUCGUACUACCACCACCAACAGGUCUCCUACCAGGACAUCAAGCCCUGCGUCAUGUGAUGCCUCCACGGACAAAUCUGCAGACCAGAGGACGGUGUCACAGACUUGAGCCAUGCAGCGGAGUCAACUGAAAUGAGAACAAACGAGUAAAUAACCACUGAGAGACAUGAAAGCAUGCCCCGGCCCUGGAGAGUGCUCACUGCUUCCAGUAGACCGGACUACUUUUCUGUACUGUUUUGCAGCGACAAAGACACGGAGACAGGCCAAUCACAAAGCAACCACAUAAUAAUAAUAUAUAUUAAUAAAAAAACUUGUUCAUGCCAUCAACAUCGACCAGCGGGGUAAAGACUGGGCGUAUGAAACCCUGCUGCUAUUUGGUACUUAGUCCUGCAGAGCGGAUGACUACCACUUCACACUUUUGUUCAUGUUUAUUCUUUCUUCUUGUUAAAGUAGGCCAAUGUAAAAAUGCACACUCUCAUUUUCUCCGUCUGAAGUUUUUACUUUUCUUUCUUUUGACAAAUUAGACAGAGGCUCUGUUUUUUUUUUUUUUUUGUUUUUUUUUUUUUUUGUGUCGUACAUACAAGCGUUGAAUUUGAAAUGAACAAUUAUGGACAUUACACAUAUACUGUAGGUCCAUAUAUACUGUGUACAAACGAUGAAGGCACUUUUUGAAUAGCCUAUAAGCGCAACUUUUUAUUUAUUCUGUAGGCCUACAUAUUUUAAUUUCAGGCGAAUUGGCCAAGGAGGUAUAUGCUUUAUUGGCAAUAUUUGUCAGAACGCUUAUUAUUUGUUUUAAAAUGAAAAAUUGAGGAUAUAUUGUAAGCACUGUUAAUGUCGUUUGUGUUUGAUAUAUGUAGACCAUUACUUUCAGCACUGUAUACUUAUAUAUUGUUAGGAAAAUUAGCGAGGGUCCAUCAGUGAGGGCUAAUUUUUAGGCUAUAUUACAACAAAUCAUUUGUAAGAAAUAAAAAUAUAUCUGUUGGGCUGUUUAAGCCUAAAUCCACAAAUUCAAGGCAUAUUUUGAUUUUAUCACACACCCGUUAUUUCUGUCAAUUGUUGUUCACAAAACUGAAAAUCUUUAUAGAUUUCAGUACAGUGAUCAUUAUUACACAACCAACCAAAAAUUAGCAGGGUUUUAAGAGGGAGGCAAUGUGGGCCUUUUACUGAGAAAAAAACAAACAAACAAAAAAAACCCAAACACAAUACUUCUAAUAAUCCAUUAGGAUUCUUACUUAAAUAUAUAGGCUUGUAAUUAAUUAGUCUAUCAAAGUUUUAAAAAAAAAAAGUGGCUAAACUUUGUUCACGUGGGUCUGAUCUACGACAUGUUUGUCGAUACAAGAGUCAAAAAUGAAAUAGAUAUUAACGCACAUAUUACAUAUUACAGAAGUAGGCCUACUACAGAACAGUGGUGUCUGUAUGAUGCGCUUCAGACCACGGCUGACGGUUUAACCAAUCAGCGCAGCAGUCAGUUGUUUUCACCUGGCAGGAGCAGGGCACGCCUGUUGUUGUAAACUGAUAUUGUAUGAACAAAUCAGAUUUUCCACAAAACAGUUAUUACCUGAUGUAGUUCUAAAAUAAAUGGUUUGAAAAGUUAAUCGUAACACGCCUUCUAUGGGAGAAUAUACGCGGCAGUUGAGGCGUAACAAAUCAGAGGCAGGGAUCUCACUGGCGUUUGGUUACAGGCUGAAAACCUGAGGCACUCCCACUGCUAUGGUUGUUGUACAGCUUUCCUAAAAAAGCAUUUUUGUCCAAAGAAUAUUUUUGCAUAAUACCGUGGAGAUACCGUGUUGGUGGAAUUAUAAUAAAUGGUGCUGAUCAAAUUUAA
Molecule: messenger RNA, 3223 nt
Organism: Toxotes jaculatrix (banded archerfish)
Lineage: Eukaryota; Metazoa; Chordata; Actinopteri; Toxotidae
Gene: foxf1
Product: forkhead box F1
Exons: 2
Coding region: 316-1458 (380 amino acids)
Biological process (GO): regulation of transcription by RNA polymerase II; animal organ morphogenesis
Cellular component (GO): nucleus
Molecular function (GO): DNA-binding transcription factor activity, RNA polymerase II-specific; RNA polymerase II cis-regulatory region sequence-specific DNA binding
Source: RefSeq, a predicted model, not a curated record